GAAUUCAAAGCAAACAAAUUUGAACUGUAUGAUUGCUGUUCUUUUAGGAAUGGAGCACAACUUCAGGAAGAUUGCCACCCUCAACCAGGGCACUCCCUACGAUUACAACUCUGUCAUGCAGUACCACAAGUACGCCUUCUCCAAGAACAACCAGCCCACCAUGCUUCCCAUCCCUAACUCCAAUGUGUCCUUUGGCAAUGCUAAGGAGAUGAGUCGCAAUGACAUUGCCAGGCUCAACAAGCUGUACCAGUGCUAGGAAGGCUGUUCAGAUGUGCUGACAGACAGAGCGGAGGGAAGAGUGUCUCCUUGUGCUCACUGAACAUCAG
Messenger RNA from Larimichthys crocea (large yellow croaker), 326 nucleotides. Its product is annotated as low choriolytic enzyme-like. NCBI's taxonomy places the organism in Eukaryota, Metazoa, Chordata, Actinopteri, Sciaenidae. The record is from RefSeq and is a predicted model, not a curated record. The transcript is spliced from 3 exons. The coding region runs from base 29 to 256 and encodes 75 amino acids. Gene Ontology annotation, biological process: proteolysis. Gene Ontology annotation, molecular function: metalloendopeptidase activity.